Messenger RNA from Paramecium sonneborni, 1141 nucleotides. Lineage: Eukaryota; Ciliophora; Oligohymenophorea; Peniculida; Parameciidae. The record is from the annotation of a GenBank genome assembly.
AUUAAUAUAAAUGUUUCUUCUUAAUUGGUUUGGAGGUAAUAGCAAUUAGAGUGGUAAAAAUAAGAAAAAGAAGAAGAAGUAAAAUGUGGUUUAGAAUCUAAAUAAGACAUUAAUCAAUCCAAUGAAGGAAAUUAAAUUAUUUGGUCAUUCUAAAAUGGGAUAUGGUCCUAAAAAAACUGAAUGUUAAGAUUCUUAUUGUACAAUGGAGAGAUUUACUGAAGAUUGUUAUUUUUAUGCAGGUUAAUUAUUAAUAUCUAUAUUUAAGUAUAUGAUGGUCACGGUUCUUCUGGUAAGGAAGCAUCAUAAGCAGCAAAUGAUUAUAUUUAAACAUUUUUGGAGAAGAAUCCAAAGAGAAUUAAAGCAUUGUAGAAUGAUAAAUAAAGAGAGAGUUUUUUAAAGAGUGCUUUUAAGAAUGCAGAAGCAAAACUUAGAUCAUCUGGUAUAGAUUAUAGUAAUUCUGGGACAUGUGCAAUAUCUAUAUUUGUUGUUAAGAACAUGUGUUAUAUAGCAAAUUUAGGUGAUUCAAGAGCAGUACUAUUUAGAUAAACAGCAAAAGAGAAACUAGCGAUUGAAUUAUCAUAUGAUCAUAAACCAACUAGACCAGAUGAGAAGGAGAGAAUCAUUAGAUGUGGAGGUAAGAUUGAAAGAUUAAUACAUGAUGGUUAACCUGUUGGACCAUAUCGUAUUUGGGCAGAUGAUGAAGGACCAGGUAUAGCAAUGACUAGAACGUAUUAUAAUUCAAAUUUAAAUAAAGAUUGGGAGAUUUAUAAGCUAAGAAAAUUGGUUUGAUCUCUGAACCUGAAGUUCAACAUAUUGAAUUAACAAAGUAAGAUAAGUUCAUGGUUAUUGGAUCUGAUGGUGUAUGGGAUGUUAUGAGUAGUGCAGAAGUUUGUGGAUUUGUUUUGAAACAUGAACCAAAGGAAAGUGUUGCUGAAGCUUUAGUAAACUCUUUAAAUUUACAUUCUAGGUUACUGAAUGUAGAUCUAGAUGGGAUGAAAUGAAUAAAUAAAAGAAAACCAAUUCCAAAAUUGGAGAUUUACCAUAUCUUAAAUUUGGUUGUGAUGACAUUACUGCUGUUAUUGCUUAUUUCACAUUUAUUGAUGAAUUAGAAGACAACUAUUUCUAAUAAUAGAGAUAUUGA